AUGAGAAACAUUAGUUUCGCUUCAACAUCAAUCAACAACCUCAAGAAAGACCGACUACCUUUCGCACCCGCCAUGCCUCCAAAAUUCGACCCCAAUGAGGUGAAAGUCAUCCAUUUGAGAGCCACUGGUGGUGAGGUUGGAGCGUCCUCUGCACUCGCACCAAAGAUUGGGCCCCUGGGACUUUCACCUAAGAAAGUUGGUGAAGACAUCGCAAAAGCCACUGGUGAUUGGAAAGGUCUUCGCGUCACCGUCAAACUCACCAUCCAAAACCGACAAGCAGCUGUCUCCGUUGUUCCCUCCGCAUCCUCGCUUGUCAUUAAAGCUCUCAAAGAACCUCCACGAGACAGGAAGAAGGAGAAAAACAUUAAACACUCAAAGUCUAUCCCACUAGACGAGAUUAUUGACAUUGCACGGACUAUGCGGUUCAAGAGUCUUGCCAAAGAAUUGAAGGGAACUGUGCUCGAGAUUCUAGGAACCGCAUUUAGUGUUGGGUGCCAAGUUGAUGGACGAAGUCCAAAAGAGAUCAGUGAUGAAAUAAAGUCAGGGGAGAUAGACAUACCUGACGAGUAG
This is a messenger RNA of Endocarpon pusillum Z07020, 570 nucleotides long. Its product is annotated as 60S ribosomal protein L12. Gene Ontology annotation, biological process: translation. Lineage: Eukaryota; Fungi; Ascomycota; Eurotiomycetes; Verrucariales; Verrucariaceae. Gene Ontology annotation, molecular function: large ribosomal subunit rRNA binding; structural constituent of ribosome. The record is from RefSeq and is a predicted model, not a curated record. The transcript is spliced from 5 exons. Bases 1 to 570 code for a protein of 189 amino acids. Gene Ontology annotation, cellular component: cytosolic large ribosomal subunit; ribosome.